Messenger RNA from Musa acuminata AAA Group (dessert banana), 2061 nucleotides. RefSeq names its product SNF1-related protein kinase catalytic subunit alpha KIN10-like. The transcript is spliced from 11 exons. NCBI's taxonomy places the organism in Eukaryota, Viridiplantae, Streptophyta, Magnoliopsida, Zingiberales, Musaceae. The coding region runs from base 233 to 1759 and encodes 508 amino acids. Gene Ontology annotation, molecular function: ATP binding; protein serine/threonine kinase activity. Gene Ontology annotation, cellular component: cytoplasm. The record is from RefSeq and is a predicted model, not a curated record. Gene Ontology annotation, biological process: intracellular signal transduction; protein phosphorylation.
AAUGCUUGGAAGCACCGAUGGAUGAAAGCGAAAGGGUUUGGAUGGCCUGGAUCUCGCGGUGAGCAAUUACCGGACCCUCUCCCUUUAUUCCCAGUGGCGCGGUGAGCGGAUCUCCCCCACUGUCGCUCCCAACUCGAUCUGGUCAGUCACCUUCGUUUCGCCGGCAAAUCCCCAAUCCCAUCUCCAAUACUUCCCCUUCUCCGUUUCUCUUCGGCGGCGGUGGAUUCGCGUCAUGAAAAUGGAGGGAUCUAGCAAAGGAGGGGGUAGUGCUGAUGUGGUUUUGCAAAAUUAUAAGCUAGGAAAGACUCUUGGCAUUGGCUCAUUUGGCAAGGUUAAGAUUGCAGAGCAUCUAUUGACAGGGCACAAGGUUGCUAUAAAAAUCCUCAAUCGUCGUAAAAUAAAGAACAUGGAAAUGGAAGAAAAAGUGAGACGAGAGAUCAAAAUAUUGAGAUUAUUUAUGCAUCCCCAUAUUAUCCAUCUUUAUGAGGUCAUAGAGACACAUUCAGAUAUUUAUGUCGUGAUGGAAUAUGUUAAAUCCGGCGAGCUAUUUGAUUAUAUCGUUGAAAAGGGGAGGUUGCAAGAAGAUGAGGCUCGACGGUUUUUUCAACAGAUCAUAUCUGGUGUUGAAUACUGUCAUAGAAACAUGGUAGCUCAUCGGGAUUUGAAACCAGAGAACUUGCUCUUAGAUUCGAAAUGCAAUGUUAAAAUCGCUGACUUUGGCCUAAGUAAUGUCAUGCGUGAUGGUCAUUUUCUGAAGACUAGCUGUGGGAGCCCAAACUAUGCUGCCCCUGAGGUAAUUUCUGGAAAAUUAUAUGCUGGACCUGAGGUUGAUGUAUGGAGUUGUGGUGUUAUUCUUUAUGCUCUUCUCUGUGGAACCCUUCCCUUUGAUGAUGAGAACAUACCUAAUUUGUUUAAGAAAAUAAAGAGCGGGAUAUACACCCUUCCUAGCCAUUUGUCAGCUCUUGCAAGGGAUUUGAUUCCCAGAAUGCUUGUUGUUGAUCCUAUGAAGCGAAUAACCAUUCGUGAGAUUCGUGAACAUCCAUGGUUCCAAAUGCGUCUACCUCGGUAUUUGGCUGUGCCUCCACCUGAUACAAUGCAGCAAGCUAGGAAGAUUGAUGAUGAUAUUAUUCAGGAGGUGAUUAAAAUGGGUUUUGACAAGAACCAAUUGGUUGAAUCUCUUCAUAACAGAAUUUCAAAUGAGGCAACUGUUUCGUAUUACUUACUACUGGACAAUCGUUUCCGUGCUAUGAGCGGCUACCUUGGCGGUGAUUUUCAAGAAACUAUGGAUUAUGGUGUGCCACCUAUGAGUUCAAGUGAAAAUUCAGAAUUUGCACAUCGCCUACCAGGAUAUAUGGACCCACAGGGAAUUGGUCUGAGAUCACAAUUACCUGUUGAAAGAAAAUGGGCUCUUGGACUUCAGUCUCGAGCUCAUCCUCGUGAAAUUAUGACGGAGGUCCUUAAAGCAUUACAAGAACUAAAUGUUAGAUGGAAAAGGAUCGGACACUAUAACAUGAAAUGCUGUUAUAUACCUGGCUUUUCUGAUCAUGCUGAAAGCAUGCUCAAUAAUUCUCCGCAUGCUAACCAUAGCUUCAGCGACGAAUCUGCCAUUGUUGAAAGUGACAAUAUAGUCAAGUUUGAAAUUCAGCUUUACAAGACCAGGGAAGAGAAAUAUCUCCUUGACUUGCAGAGGGUCAGUGGGUCACAGCUCCUCUUUCUCGACUUGUGUGCUGCCUUCCUUGCGCAGCUUAGAGUCCUAUGAUCUUGGCUUUUUGUUACAUAAUUUUUUCCUCUGUUUUAUUGUGUAUAUGUAACUGUCUUGUAUCAUAUGGAUGAACAAGUUUUUUUUUUUUUUUUCUGUGCUGAUCUUUUUGGGCCUUGUUGCUCAUUAAGCUCUUAGCGCAACAAGCUUUCUAUGAGAAACAGUUGCCCUAUUUUUUUUGGCAACAAUGACUUAAGGACAGUGAGUCUGCUAAAAUGGUGUCUUAUCAGCUAUCAGGCAGCUCAUUAUGCUCCUUUACCUUGUAAACUCUUUUAAUUAUGUAUCCAGGGUGUGUUUAUCUA